UCUAUCAAAAACACAUCAUCCUACAAUCUAGUCCUAGUAAUUAUUGGACCCCAUGGCAUCAUCCAAGGUAUUCGCCUUGUUCGCCCUCCUAGCUCUCUGUGCUGUUAGUGCUAGUGCAACCAGUUACCUUCGGUACACACCGCCAAUGAUGCAACCAUAUCCACUGGCCAUGCUGCAGCAACAGCGUUGCAUGGCUCUAAUGAUGCAGGGCAUCAUGUCACCAGAAUGCCAGCAGCUUGGUGCCAUGUUCCCGAUCACACAGCAGAUGCAGAUGCAGCAGUACUGCAUUCCUCCAGUGAUGCAAGGCGUGAUGGCACCCCGGUGCCAGUGUGGUUCCAUGUGCCAGAUGCCAAUGCAGCUCCCAUACAUGUACAGCACAGCAGCCAUGAGGAACCCCCUGGCCUAUCCUCAGCAAUGUGUUGCUGGUUGUUCAUGCUAGAUAGAUAUCAGUGUCAUGUGUAACACCGGUGAAUAAAGUUCACAUGCCAUCGCGUGCGACUUGACAGAAAUGAAGUAUUGAAUAAGAUGGUUAUCCUA
Molecule: messenger RNA, 537 nt
Organism: Panicum hallii
Lineage: Eukaryota; Viridiplantae; Streptophyta; Magnoliopsida; Poales; Poaceae
Product: 10 kDa prolamin-like
Exons: 1
Coding region: 53-439 (128 amino acids)
Source: RefSeq, a predicted model, not a curated record